AAAGCAUGAAAUUGUACGUGAAGAAGUCAACGCUGGUGCGGCCGGCGGCGGAGACGCCGCGCGUCAGCCUCUGGAACUCCAACCUGGACCUGGUGAUGCCCAACUUCCACGUCCCUAUUAUCUACUUCUACCGCCGCCCCACUGCGGCAGCGGACUUCUUCGACGCGGCGGUGCUGACGGCGGCGCUCGCCCGCGUCAUGGUGCCUUUCUACCCGGUCGCCGGAAGGCUGAAGAAGGAUGUGAAUGGGCGGUUCGAGAUUGACUGCAACGCGGAGGGAGCGCUUUUCGUGGAGGCGGAAUCCGACGGCAGGCUUGAUGAUUUCGGGGAGUAUUUUUCUCCCACCUCCGAGCUCCGCUGCCUUGUACCGGCGGUGGAUUAUAGCCUGGAUAUUUCUGCCUACCCACUUUUGGUGUUGCAGGUGACGCAUUUUAAAUGUGGUGGAGUGUCCUUAGGUGUCGGAAUCCAACACCACGUAGUCGACGGACUUUCCGGCAUCCAUUUCAUGAACACGUGGUCCGACAUGGCCCGUGGCCAUGGCGCCCCUGCAUUGCCUCCGUCCAUCGACCGGAAUAUUCUCCGAGCCCGCAAUCCGCCUCGGUCUGAAUUCGAGCACAUCGAAUACCACUACCCUCCGACACCCGCUUCUUCCGACGAAGACCGGAGCACCACCACGGCUGUUUCGGUACUCAAGCUAUCCAACAACCAGCUAAACAGCCUCAAGUCCAAGUUCAAAUCACCGGACGGGAACAGCUCCUACACCUCGUACGAAAUGGUGGCCGCACACAUCUGGCGGUGUGCCACCACGGCCCGGCGCCUGGCGCCGGAGCAGGAGACCAAAGUCUACAUCGCGACCGACGGGCGGUCAAGGCUCCUCCCGCCGCCGCCGCCGGGCUACUUCGGCAACGUGGUCUUCACCGCCGCGCCGGUGGCGGCCUCGGGCGACAUCCGGGCGCAGCCGGUCGGGUACGCCGCGGGUAAAAUUCGAGACGCGCUGGCAAGGAUGGACGACGAGUACAUGAGGUCGGCGCUCGAUUACUUGGAGCUGCAGGACGACGUGAAGGCGCUUGUUCGUGGGCCCCACACGUUUAGGUGUCCAAAUAUGGGGAUAACCAGCUGGGUGAGGAUGCCUGCUUACGUGGCGGAUUUCGGGUGGGGUGGGCCCGUGUAUGUGGGGCCAGGCAUGGUUGCCUAUGAAGGGCUGUGUUACUUGUUGCCUCCUCCUCGUUCGGCGAACAAAGACGGCGGCGGCGGCUUGUUGGUGGUGAUCUCGUUGCAGAAGGAACAUAUGGAGAUGUUUGAGGAGCUGCUCUAUGACAUUUGAGUGUGCUUAUUGUUUUUGUUGGUUUUGUGAUCUUCCAAACUUUGGCAAUAAAAUUUUAAUUAGCAUUGUUUUCUGAUAUUUUA
Messenger RNA from Erythranthe guttata (spotted monkey flower), 1405 nucleotides. Its product is annotated as shikimate O-hydroxycinnamoyltransferase. Gene Ontology annotation, molecular function: acyltransferase activity, transferring groups other than amino-acyl groups. The record is from RefSeq and is a predicted model, not a curated record. Lineage: Eukaryota; Viridiplantae; Streptophyta; Magnoliopsida; Lamiales; Phrymaceae.